AUGAUUCGUACUUUUCGCGGAACCUCUAUUUUUGUCAGACCAUCAGUGCAAGAGCUUGCUGAAGAGCCAGCUAAUAAAGUUAUGCAACGAUCUUGGAUCACCUUUACCAAAAAAGAUGAUCCGAAUCAACCUUCUCGUAGAUUACCAGUAUCUCCAGUCAAGUCCACAUUUGCAUUUUCCAUCACUAAAGACAUGACAGCUUUAGCAGGAUUUAAAGUUCUGGCAAUUCAUAACUUAAGUUCAGUCGCAAUUGUAGAUGGUGGUGAUGACGAGGCCGGUGAAAGAAUCGUUGAAUUAGUCGAUAAUUUAUCAUCUUCGGAUAUUCGCUACCUAAACGUCGACAAUAUCGCUGAGUGCUUGUUACCAAUUACAGCAUUUCUUGGAAAGAUUCGUACGCACCCGAAAAACAUUAUUUUUUGUCAUGAAGAUACAAACUUACAAGAAAUCAUGAGAGUUUCAAUUGAUAAUGGAGUUCAUCAUGUUUGGGUAGUUGAGAAAGAGUCAAAAAAACCUAUAGGUGUUGUUAGCAUGAGCGAUAUGCUUGCGAUGUUUAUCGGUGUUCAGGAAGGUUGA
Molecule: messenger RNA, 573 nt
Organism: Entrophospora sp. SA101
Lineage: Eukaryota; Fungi; Glomeromycota; Glomeromycetes; Entrophosporales; Entrophosporaceae
Source: the annotation of a GenBank genome assembly